CGAGAAUCUUAACCCACAAAUCAUUUCCCUGAAGCACUUGUGCUUCGCUAGCGCUUUUGCGCAUCCGAUUACCAGUUGUCUGUCGAGCUUCGGCACGACUGAGCUCACCGUUGCCUUCGACUAUAGUAUCAUCGCGACCACUCCUCUUCGAUUUGCCGCUUUUUCGCAGUAGUUUUGAUUGUACGCAGCCAUCAUGGGUGUCCCCAAGUUCUUCAGAUGGAUGUCUGAACGCUAUCCCGCUAUCUCGCAACUAAUCGCAGAUAAUCGCAUUCCCGAGUUCGACUGUCUCUACCUUGACAUGAACGGCAUCAUUCACAACUGCACCCACUCUAACAAUGACUCCGCUACGUAUCGCUUGUCGGAAGACAAAAUGUUCAUUGCCAUAUUCAACUAUAUCGAACAUUUGUUCAGCAAGAUCAAGCCGCAGAAGCUUUUUUUUAUGGCUAUCGACGGUGUCGCCCCGCGCGCCAAAAUGAAUCAGCAGCGUGCUCGCCGCUUCCGUACGGCUUAUGACGCAGAGGUUGCCCGUGAAAAGGCAAUCAAGGAAGGCGUUGAGAUGCCGAAAGAGGAAGCGUUUGACAGCAACUGUAUAACACCUGGCACUGAAUUCAUGGCUCGCUUGACCCGUCAUCUCAAGUAUUUCAUCAACAAGAAAGUCUCUGAGGACGCAGACUGGCAAGGCGUGGAAAUCGUCCUGUCCGGUCACGAGGUCCCAGGCGAGGGUGAGCACAAGAUUAUGGAGUACAUCCGACAGGCGAAAGCUCAACCGGACUACGACCCAAACCGUCGUCACUGUCUGUACGGCCUUGACGCAGAUUUGAUUAUGCUUGGUUUACUAAGUCAUGAUCCUCAUUUUUGUUUGCUUCGUGAGGAGGUCACUUUUGGUCGUCAGUCUCAGUCGAAACCGAAAGAACUGGAGCACCAGAAUUUCUACCUUAUGCACCUUUGUAUGGUCAGAGAAUACCUGGAACUGGAAUUCCAGGAGCUCAAAGGAGCUGAGCUUGGCUUUGAGUAUGAUAUGGAGCGAAUCAUAGAUGACUUCAUCUUAAUGGCGUUCUUCGUGGGUAACGAUUUCUUACCAAAUCUUCCGCAUCUACACAUUAAUGAGGGUGCGUUGGCUCUCAUGUUUGCAACUUACAAGGCGGCUUUGCCGAAGGCGGGAGGUUACAUCAACGAAGGUGGCACUAUUAAUUUGGACCGCUUGGCUCUACUCCUCGACGAACUGUCGCAUGCCGAAUUUCGGUUUUUCGAGGCCGAAAACUCAGAUGCUGCAUGGUUCAAGGGCAAACGAAUGGAGAAAGAGGAUGUCAUGGAGCGGACGAAACGUAAGGGUCAGCUUGUCAUGUCUUCGGAGCAGCGAGACAUCUUCAGAAAUGUGAAAGAGUAUGUCCAGAGCCGGCCUGCGAGCGGAGACGCUACACCCUACGAUCUUCCAAAGACACUUCCAGCGCGUGACCGCAAGUUCGUUGAGGAGCUAGCGACCAGUCUUAAUAUGCAGUGGAAGAGCAUUCAGGACGAAGAGGGUAAUCGGCAUAUGCAGCUUAGCUUUCCUCCAAGCGCAAAUGCUAGUAACGGAGUGGACGACGAUGAGUCGCCAUCGGAGGAUGAUGAAGAGGCUCAAUUAGCGUUGCUUCGAGUCUUGAAGAGAUAUGAGAACGCAAAAAUAGUGGACGUGGACGCAGACGAGGCUCAGGCGCGAAUGGAAAAGAAGUACGAAGAAAAGUUCCAGGCAUGGAAAGACCGAUACUACAGGGAAAAGUUUGGUUGGGGCCUUGAUAAUGAGGAGGAAAUGAAGAAGCUCACCGAAAACUACGUUCAGGGCCUGCAAUGGGUGCUGUUCUACUACUACCGUGGAGUGGUAUCUUGGCCGUGGUACUUCAAGUAUCACUACUCACCGAUGAUUUCAGACGUAAAGAAGGGGCUAAGGGCAGACAUGAAUUUCAAACUCGGUCAACCUUUCCGGCCAUUCCAGCAGCUCAUGGGCGUCUUGCCUGACCGAAGCAAGAAGAUUGUUCCCAAGGCGUAUUGGCCUUUAAUGACUGACCAUAAUUCUCCCAUCAUCGAUUUCUAUCCUCGCGAUUUCGAAUUGGAUAUGAACGGCAAAAAGCAAGACUGGGAGGCUGUUGUUAAGAUUCCGUUUAUUGAUGAAAAGAGGCUUCUUGAAGCAAUGGCUACGAAAGAUGCAGAGCUGACCGAGGAGGAGCAAAGUAGAAACACCUUUGGUGUUACACUUAAAUUCGGAUGGAAUAAGGAUUUGGAUUUUGUCUAUCCAUCGUCUUUGCCAGGGUAUUUUCCCGACCUUGAGCAUUGCCAUUGUGUGGAGAAUAUCUUUGACUUGCCAACCAUGGACGGCUUGGAAUAUCACGUUGGUCUGAUGCCUGGCGCUUUGCUUGGAGCACAAGCUUUGGCUGGAUUUCCCAGCUUGAAGACGCUCCCUUUCACUGCGCGUCUAGACUUCCAUCAGGUCAACGUCUUCCAACAAGACUCGAAAAAUGAAAGUAUGGUCGUGGAGUUAACCGAUGCGUCUACCCGAGCAGGAGUGGAUGUUGCAAAGAAAAAACUGGGAAAACCUGUUUUCGUGGGAUAUCCGUUCUUACAAGAAGCCAAAGUUGUGCGUGUCUCGGACGAGCUCUUCGACUAUGCUCUCGCUACGGAUGGUUCGGGCAGGAUAGACCAGUUUCCGCACGAUCCGAAACGCAUCGAGGAAUGGAGGCGUAAAGCCGACUCGAUAGAAACAAGAUACAGCAAAAAGCUUGGCAUGAUCAUCGACGAGGUUCAGUCCAUUUGCCAUGUUGAAAUGCUCAAAGGCUUACAAAAGCUCAAUGACGGGUCUACUGUGAAGGAAUACGGAGAGAUCAAGGGCACGGAGACGGAUUAUGCGACGCAGGUUUUGGUUGAUGAGGUGCACAGUCAAGACCAGCGAUUCAUUGAAAAGGCUGCUGUGCCCAUUGAAGAAGAAUUUCCUCUGGGCACAAAAGCAUUCUUCCUCGGUGAAGCUGCGUACGGACGUCCUUUGGAAGUCACCGCACACGUCAAUGGCAAGCUGAACGUCUGGGUGUCAUUGCUUGCAAAGCGAGAGCCUGAGUUCGGCCGUCAGGCCAUCAUGCUCUCUGAGAGUACUGUCCAGUACAUGCCUUCCUUUGCGGUCGCUAAACAACUUGGAAUUAAUCCUUUGGCGUUGAGCAAGAUCACUUCUUCACUUACAGUCGAGUCCAGUGGUCUGAAACUUAAUUUGGGAUUAAACCUAAAGUUUGACCGGAAGCAGCUCAAGGUCUUGGGCUAUUCUCGCAAAGGGGCCACCGGCUGGGAGUACAGUCGCAAGGCUGUGGAUCUAAUCGUUCAAUACAUGACCAAAUUCCCAGAGUUCAUUGCUGGAAUCAGCUUGAAUCCAAAGGGAGACAUCUACAAUGAUACAGAUUUUUAUCCCAAGGACAUUGCGAAAGCUAAGAUGAAGGAAAUUGGCCAGUGGCUAAAGUCCGUGGAGUCAAAAUCCUUUGAGAAAGUACCGCUGGAAGCCGAUCAGCUCGAUUCUGAUACCGUGGCCAAGAUUGAAGAGCUCGCCGACCGCAAUCUAGCUGAGAUCAAGCCCGUGCCAAAAAUGUUCAAGAAUGUUCCUCGCCAUGCUUUACUGAACCCUGUGGAUGCUGAGCACCAUAUUGGUACGCAAAGAUUCAGUCUCGGUGACCGCGUUGUAUAUGUGCUCGGUACUGGACGGGUACCCAUCGCAUCACGCGGUACUGUUAUUGGCAUGACGCGUACGUCAAGACAGACUCUACUUGAUAUCGUGUUCGAUACCGGAUUCAUGUCUGGCACCUCACUAGGAGAGCGCUGCAGGCCCUUUCACGGUUCGACUGUGCCAAGCAAUUCAGUCUUGAACAUAACAGAUCGACAGCGCAUGGUCGUCACCCAGGCUUCACGACAGCAGAAUACGGCUCCAGUCACACGACCUCUUGGUGCCUCAGGAUCACGCGGUUACGGGAUGCCAGGUCAAGGUCAAUUACAUCCAGCCAAAGCACCUGCACCACUCACUGGUUCAUAUCGUGGCGCCGUCUCCGGUCAACCCCAGAAUAGCAUUGGCUCGCAACAUGGUCAGCUCCCAAUUCGGACUGGCCCUUCGCCUGGCGGACGGGCAGGCUAUGCAAAUAUAGCUAACGGACAUGGAAGCUCAUCUUCUGUUAGAGGCCGCGGACGAGGAGGCAGCUCGACUGGAGGCGUGCCUCCGCAAUCGACUGGCAACAAAGAAAAUGCGAACGGUACAGUGAGAGGUGGACGUGGCCGUGGUGGCAUCGCAACUGGAGGCGUUGUGCGUCAACAAUGCACGGCUUGCGGCAAGCCUGGUCAUACUGAAGCACAAUGCUGGCAUGCCCAUCCUGAGUUGAAACAAGGUGGAAGUGUGAACAAACAAGGCUUCACGGUGGUUGACAAUGUCAACCCUAACGAGGGAGUUCGUGAGAACCACAAAUUCAAGCCACGAUCGUAUCACAACGUCCCCCCACCGCCCUCUCUGGAUGCAAAGUCCAGUCGUGGAGGACGCGGCGGAGGACGCGGUGGAGGACGCGGUGGAAGGGGAAGGGGGAGAGGCGGAGUCUCAUAAGCUGUGUAGAUAAAAAAUGUGUACACAGAAUUCCUACUCGGACAAAGAAUAUCUUUCCACGGAAAUAUAAUAUGCCAUCUGACAGCUAUCAUUCUUCAAAA
Messenger RNA from Verruconis gallopava, 4695 nucleotides. RefSeq lists its product as uncharacterized. Gene Ontology annotation, molecular function: RNA binding; zinc ion binding; 5'-3' RNA exonuclease activity. The coding region runs from base 194 to 4594 and encodes 1466 amino acids. Lineage: Eukaryota; Fungi; Ascomycota; Dothideomycetes; Venturiales; Sympoventuriaceae. The record is from RefSeq and is a predicted model, not a curated record. Gene Ontology annotation, biological process: nuclear-transcribed mRNA catabolic process; rRNA catabolic process. Gene Ontology annotation, cellular component: nucleus. The transcript has a single exon.